GAGAGAUCAGAGAAAACAAAGAGACUGUGGAAGACAAAGAAACUGAUAAAGAACAAAGGAGGAAUCGAGCAAAAUAGAGCAACGGACAGAGAGGGAAGAAACAGAGAGAAAAAUAGAGGACAACGAUCCCGAAACACAGGAGAGAUGGGCAACAGCAAAAGUGUCUCCCUGUCCAAGGAUCUCCUAGAGGAGCUGAAARUGAACACCAAGUAKAGCGAGGAGCAGCUAUGUACCGGGUACCAGACCUUCCUGAGAGAGUGUCCCAGUGGGCGAAUCAGCAAGCAGCAGUUUGAGGCCAUCUACAUCAAAUUCUUCCCCGACGCAGACCCCAAGGCUUAUGCACGCCACGUCUUCAGGAGCUUCGAUUCCAACAGUGAUGGGAUGCUGGACUUUAAGGAGUACAUCAUGGCCCUGCACUUGACCUCCUCUGGGAGGACCAUACAGAAACUGGAGUGGGCWUUCAACCUGUACGACAUCGACCACAACGGAAGCAUAACCAAGAAGGAGAUCCAGGAGAUSGUCGAGUCGAUAUUCAACAUGAUCUCCAGAGAGGACCAGAAGAAUCUUCCUGAUGAUGAGAACACACCAGAGAAGAGGGCUGAUAAAAUCUGGGACUUCUUCGGCAAGAAAGAAAAUGAUAAGCUAACAGAGGAGGAGUUUAUCCAGGGAGUGAUGGAGAACAAGAACAUCCUCAGACUGGUGCAGUUUGACCAGCCACAGAAGGUACAGGAGAGACUGAAUGAGAUGAAACAUUAGCUGCUGACUACGCCAUCUUUUUAACGUGUUUUUCACUUCAACUUUAUAUUUCCACGUUAGUCUCACUGGGACAAAAUAUUCACAUCAAYAGAGACCUGAAGCUUGCAAUUUUUGCUGUUAAGUUUGUAAAAGCACUUGUUCAAGUGUGCCGUUGGAACGGCACGUUUAUGGGGUCUCUUUUGUUUACCGUAUAUACAUUUMUAUUAUUUAGUAAUCAGUAGCAGAGAUUUGUUUCAAACACAAAAUGUAAUACAAAAUUCCUUUUAAUGUAUAUAUUUUCCUUUAAGGAUACAUUUUAGAUAUGACAAAUACAUGAUAAUACCCACAUCAUGCACAUUACUGUAAUAUAUAUCCUUCACACUGUACUUUGUCAAAGACCAAUAUUAGUAUGUUCAAUACCAACACUUACCUGUCAAUGCUUUACUGUUUUGAGUGUAUUAAAUUAUGUUUAUAUAUCUGCCGCUAGUACCUUUAUGUGAUAAAGUUUCAUUUGAAUCAUUUGAUAGUUUUUCUGAUAAAAUUUACAUAAAUACAGCACCAGUCAAACGUUUGGACAC
This is a messenger RNA of Salvelinus sp. IW2-2015, 1313 nucleotides long. RefSeq names its product recoverin-like. Gene Ontology annotation, molecular function: calcium ion binding. The record is from RefSeq and is a predicted model, not a curated record. NCBI's taxonomy places the organism in Eukaryota, Metazoa, Chordata, Actinopteri, Salmoniformes, Salmonidae.